Messenger RNA from Sinocyclocheilus grahami, 1283 nucleotides. RefSeq names its product serine/threonine-protein kinase Nek6-like. Gene Ontology annotation, cellular component: nucleus. Bases 99 to 1223 code for a protein of 374 amino acids. Gene Ontology annotation, biological process: mitotic DNA damage checkpoint signaling; protein phosphorylation. The transcript is spliced from 5 exons. Lineage: Eukaryota; Metazoa; Chordata; Actinopteri; Cypriniformes; Cyprinidae. Gene Ontology annotation, molecular function: ATP binding; protein serine/threonine kinase activity. The record is from RefSeq and is a predicted model, not a curated record.
UGUGGUUAUAGAAGGAAGGUAAUUAGCAAAGAAAAUCACUGUUCCUGUUUUAUUUGAGCACAUUCAUUGCCAUCAGCCUGCUGAUACAGCAUCACUAGAUGGCGUACUCCACACAAACACUGGCUGCAGGCUGCUUUGGGAAAAUAUACAAGGAGAAGUUUGGAGACACAUGGGCUGCUGUGAAGAGAGUUCCUUUAGGAGUCAUCAACAGACAACAGUUGGAGAGAGAAUGCAAAGUAUAUCAUAAUGCUCGGCAUAUAAACGUGGUGAAGCUUCUUGGUGAACCUUGGAUAAAAGACUCCAAGUGGAACAUUCCUUUGGAGUUCAUCUUUGGGGAAGAUCUUGAGACGACCAUCUUCAAAGUACAGCUUUCUAAAAUACAGCUGACUCACGCAGUGAAAGGCACAAUCAUCACUGGGAUGUGUGACGGUUUGCUCUAUCUGCACAGUAAAGACAUCGUCCACCAAGACCUCAAACCUGAUAACAUCAUGGUGGAGCAUCAAACCCACCGUGCUGUGAUCAUUGAUCUAGGACUGGCUAAAUUCUCCAGAAACGGACUCACCUCUGCAGUAAACUUGGGCAAUGAAGCAUAUUCAGCUCCAGAGAUCCUGCAGAAUAAUGGCGUUCGUGACAAACGCUCAGACGUUUGGGCCAUGGGUAAAAUCAUAGCAGAACUCUGCGCCAGGAUCAGGUUACCAACCCAAUUUGUGUCUCCUGUCAAGAUUUGUGAAACUCUAAAAGACCAGCCAUACUGUAAUCCAGUGUCCAGGAUGGUGGAACCCAAUCCCAAUUACAGAAGUACUAUGGCUGGAGUCAUCACAGACAUCUGGAGAGCUGCUUCACCUCAACCAGCAGACAUUAGACCAAAAGAGAUCACAAGAGACAUCACAGUGACACAUGGAAUUGACAUGAGGCCAAAUCAAAAGGGGUGUCCACCAGGACCUCCUGUUCAUAAAGUGGAGGUAAAUAAACCUCCUAUGUUAUACUAUCGACAGGAUCCACCUCAGCAGAGAGAGCUGGGAAAGGCAAUGGUACCGGUUAGAGGGGAGGCCUUAAACAAGCACUUGUCUCUGAUGUCAUUUCCUUGCCCUCUCCCUGAAACCGGAAAAGUGACUCAGGAACGCUACAUUGAGGAAAAGGGAGCCCUAGAAUAUAAAGAGAUCGUCACGAAGGGAGGGAGAAUCGUUAAAUAUGAGAAAGUGCAAAUAACCAAAGAUUCUUAAAAAAACACUAGACUUGUGUUCUGAAAAACGUUGGCGAGUACUUUCAUUCUACGUAGGUUA